Molecule: messenger RNA, 2120 nt
Organism: Phyllopteryx taeniolatus (common seadragon)
Lineage: Eukaryota; Metazoa; Chordata; Actinopteri; Syngnathiformes; Syngnathidae
Product: coatomer subunit zeta-2-like
Exons: 9
Coding region: 169-765 (198 amino acids)
Biological process (GO): intracellular protein transport; retrograde vesicle-mediated transport, Golgi to endoplasmic reticulum; intra-Golgi vesicle-mediated transport
Cellular component (GO): COPI vesicle coat
Source: RefSeq, a predicted model, not a curated record
GGUUUUAUUUGGUUGUCUGCAGCGUGAGCCAAUAGUAUCUGUCUGCGGCAGGGCGGCCCUGUAAGGAAAAAUACUGUAGCCUGCCCUGUACUAGCCGUAUGCGAGCGAGGUGGUGUGACAGCUCAGAGGUGUCCACGUCAACAUAGCGAACGAAAGAGCACGUCGGCAAUGGAUUCUACGUCUCUGGAACCUUCCCUCUACACAGUGAAAGCUGUUUUCAUUCUUGACAAUGAUGGCAACAGACUUCUGUCAAAGUACUACGACCCUGAGCUUUACUCCUCCAUGAAGGACCAAAGGAACUUUGAGAAGAACAUUUUCAACAAGACUCACAAAGCAGACAAUGAAAUAGCUUUCGUGGAGGGAAUGACUAUCGUCUAUAAGAGCAGUAUAGACCUUUUCCUCUAUGUGGUCGGAAGCUGUCAAGAGAAUGAGCCAAGACCAGAACACUUCUGCAUGUGUGAGCGCAAUCCCACAUCCUCCUCGGACAGAAAAAAUGUGGAGCGUAGGUGUUUUCUUGAAAACAUGGAAGGAGCCUUUCUCAUUGUUGAUGAAAUCAUUGAUGGGGGAGUGAUCCUAGAGAGUGAUGCCCAGCUAGUCCUCCAGAAGGUCAAUUAUCGGGUUGAUGAAAGUUCAUUAUCUGAACAAAGCGUAGCACAGCGGACACGCAAUGGAAAGAUGACACCACAGUCUCCGGUGAGACUCGCUCUUCCCGCCGAGAUAGACAACCACGGGGUGGCGAGACUCAACUUCACAUACAGACGCUAAGUGAAUCACCAGCCACGAUCAUCAGAAGCAAGACACAGACAUUUGCUUUGGCAUGGCGACGCUAAGUGAAUUACCAGCAGCCGGAGCAUCAAAGCGGAGACAAAAGAUACAGAGUUCGCACUAGCACGCUAAAUUAAUUAACUUCCACCAACAGCCAGCCCGGAGGAUCUCGCCAACAAAGGCUUCGCCACCCUGCUUCUCCACUUGGCCAGCCACGCUGGGAGUUUAGACAGAGCAACAGCGACACCCACAGGCGACGGAACGGCACUGCACACGCAGGUUCAUUAAACAGUCUUUACUGGACUUGGCUGGGAGUUAAUAUUUUAAGAACUUUACAAUGAUGCCACUAGUGACUGUAUUUCUGCAAACUUGAAUGUCUGAUGUCGAAUCUGUUGUCAACUGAAACAGAUGAAAUGUUUCACUCCACACCACACAAACACCACAUUGCAAAUAGUAGUGUUCUUAACAAUCACAUAACAUUUGCAACAUUCGCUACAGGUAUUAAAGAGGAUGGCCGUGGGACAAUGCAAAGCGGGAAAAUGGUCUCGUUAUCUUAAAUCCAAUAAUUAAUAUUUUAUUCCACGGGUUUUAAAACAAAAUGGAAAAUUAACACUCGGAGGCAAUCCAGCCCCCCUUGUGGCCCCGAAGGUGGUGGGAAAGAAAUCAAUUUUGGCUCACUUCGGCCAUAAAAAGGCCGGAGCUAUGCUCUCUGUGUCAGCUCUUGUCUCACCCAACGAACUUGCCGGAGCCUGACCCAGGCAGGACGCCGACCUCACCACGAGGUGACGAGGACACAUCGGACCAUCCCCGACUGCAGAGCAUCCUGCAAGCGCUCCGAGCUACCCUUUUUGGGGGCCUGAGCUCACCCCGGGGGGAUGGUAGCGGGCACAACGCGCCCAUUCCGAACGUCUUGCAAGCCGAGACACCCGGGCUCCGACCGACCUGCCUGGGAACUUUUUGGGCUCCUCUUUUAAUUUUUCUUCUUCCUUUCCACCAAAACAACCUGUUCCCGGUGUGGACUGGGCCGGCCGAACAAUCAGAAGCUUGACCUGCCUGCCUCAAACGUGUUCAAGACACGUAAAUCCAACAUUGCGGUCCAUGAAAAGUACAGAUUAGUGCAUAUUUGGGUUUAAAUUAACGAAAACAGGAAUCCCCAACUAUAUCCAUUCACUACACGCUCAUUCUACCAAUCUCACAUCACAAGUCAAUUUUCUUUGCCAAUGUUCGUCUGUACUUUGUUUGUUUUGUGUUUUUCUGUGUUGUUGUUGCUUUCCUAAAUUAAUUACAUUUUUAUUUAACCCGUAUAUGCUACAUGGUCAAUGCAUGGAAAUCUGAAAAAUAAAUUCAGUUAUUUA